AAAUCGUCUAUAUUCUUUUUCUAUUUUAGAUAAAUACUGUCUAGAAUUUAUAAAUCAUUACAGUGCUAUUUUUCCUGUUCAGUCAACGAUUAUACAGAUACCAAUGUUAUCAACUAUCAAUUUAUACGUGGAUAAACUUGUUUUACUCAAGCUAGACAACACGAAACUGUCAGUCAAAGAUAGAGAAAAGUUAAAUACAAUUUGUGAAACGUUGAAUAAAAUACUGAAAUUUAGUAUAGGCCUUUCUUCUACCAGGAUAAGAAAGGAAGCCUUAAAUUUAGCUUUGUCCCUCGGUAAGAAAUUGCAACUUACUAACCGUACUGAACAAUUCAACAAAAUGAUUACGAUAAUUCAAGAGGCAUUGCCGGAGUUAACGAAGGAUAACGAACCAGAGAUUCGAACUAGGAUCAUUGAUAUUAAGGAAAUGCUUAAGAUAUGAAAAAAGCGAUUAUUUUUAAUAUGUUAUGUUGAACGACGUUAUGCAUGUUUGAAACUAAGUUCAUUCAGAUACUACACAAUCGUGAUCGAUAAUGGAAAUAGGUGUUUGCAGAACUCUGUUUAUUUGAUAAGACUUAAUUAAAUAUGUGGUUGAAAACAAUGAUUGUAUAAUAGUAAAUAUAAUUUUGUUUUAAUUAUUUUAAGUUGUCUGUAAUGUGUUCUAGGAAAAGGAUGUUUACACCUCUAUUUACAGACAUUUUCAUCCUGAAUAUAUUCCUAAAUUGAAAAGACUUCAAUUCGCGAUAUGCGACAUGCGAUCAUGCAUAUUUUCAUAUAAGUACAUAAGCUUAAUAAAAUACAUAUUGAACGAUAAA
Messenger RNA from Ceratina calcarata, 812 nucleotides. RefSeq lists its product as uncharacterized. NCBI's taxonomy places the organism in Eukaryota, Metazoa, Arthropoda, Insecta, Hymenoptera, Apidae. The transcript has 2 exons. The record is from RefSeq and is a predicted model, not a curated record. The coding region runs from base 104 to 439 and encodes 111 amino acids.